AUGGUAGAAAGAUUAUAAGAUUUAGAAUCUGAAUGUUUAAGAGAAGUUUAAGAAGAAACUGGAAUCAAUGUAUUACCAAUUUUAAAUAAAAUGGAACUUAAAGUUUUAUAUGAAUCAGUGUAUCCAACUUAAUUAUAAGUUGGUUAGUUUCCAUAAAAAUAAACACUCUGUAUAUUUUAUGAAGUUAAAUUAAAUGAAUCAUGCAAUAACAUUAAAGUAAAAAUUUAAGAGAGUGAAGUUGAUGAUUUUAAAUGGAUUCCAAAAAAUUAAUUAUUAGAUAUAAUGAAUGUAUCUACAAAUGAUUAAUAAUAUAAAGAAAUGAGUGGGAUUUAUCCUAAUUAAUAUGGAUCAGGAAUUGGAGAAGGACAUAUUAAGGCAUUUAUGAAUAGUUAUAAGAAUUGA
Messenger RNA from Paramecium primaurelia, 402 nucleotides. The record is from the annotation of a GenBank genome assembly. Lineage: Eukaryota; Ciliophora; Oligohymenophorea; Peniculida; Parameciidae.